Molecule: messenger RNA, 1956 nt
Organism: Daktulosphaira vitifoliae (grape phylloxera)
Lineage: Eukaryota; Metazoa; Arthropoda; Insecta; Hemiptera; Phylloxeridae
Product: CAAX prenyl protease 1 homolog
Exons: 6
Coding region: 339-1703 (454 amino acids)
Biological process (GO): CAAX-box protein processing
Cellular component (GO): endoplasmic reticulum membrane
Molecular function (GO): metalloendopeptidase activity
Source: RefSeq, a predicted model, not a curated record
UUGUCUCUCUUUAAAUUUAAUGAUUUGUGCCGGUGGCUAGCAAUUAUCUUUGUAAAAUUUAGCUUUUAUAUGAUAAUUAAACAAUUUUUUAAUAAAAUUCUUAUCAUCAAACAUAUUAUUUUGCAUCUACUCAUUUUAUGUCAAAUAUAAUUGCUAAUAAUCCGUUAAUAUACAUGUAAUUUUACCAUUAAUAGCAUAAAUUAACUGUAAACUGAUAGAGUUGUAAUAGUAAAUAAAAUUACUAAAAAUUAUGAAUACGAAUUGUGGUAUUUAAUUAAUGUAUACAUUUUUAUAAGUAAUCAAAAACAUAAUUAAGAACGAUUAAAAAAACAUUUAAAAUGAUACCAGAAUUUUGUGUUUUUUAUGGUGUGCUAACAUUUUCAUGGAUCGAGUUUCUGUGGGAACAAUAUUUAACACUAAGACAGAGACGAGUGUAUAAAACAACCAAUAGUAUUCCAGAAAAGUUGGUAAAUGUGUUAGAUGUAGAAACAUUUAAUAAAGCAAAAUCUUAUGGACUUGAUAAAAAUACUUUUAAUAUUUAUGAAGAAUGGUUUAAUAUGAUAAUAUCUACUGGAUUUAUUUGUUUUAAUGGAUUUACUUUAAUAUGGAAUCUAAGCAAAAGUUGUUUGGCAAGUACAAAAUAUGAAGAUAGUGAAAUAAUGAUCAGUUGUAUUUUUCUUUUAUUCAUGAAUACUAUGGGCACAUUAAUUUCAUUUCCUAUUUCUAUCUACAACACAUUUGUUAUUGAAGAAAAGCAUGGUUUUAAUAAACAAACAGCAAGUUUUUUCAUCAAGGAUAAAAUCAAAAACUUUUUAUUGAUCCAAGUUAUUGCAUUGCCAAUAACUGCAGCUGCUAUUACUAUUGUAAAAUGGGGUGGUCGUUACUUCUUUAUCUGGCUAUGGGUAUUUGCUGUAGUCACUUCUCUUUUUAUUAUGACUAUAUAUCCAGAAUUUAUAGCUCCAUUAUUUGACAAAUAUACAGCUCUAACUGAUGGACCUUUAAAAACUAAAAUAGAAGAACUUGCUAAACAAGUUAACUUUCCACUUUAUAAAAUUUAUAUAGUUGAAGGAUCUAAACGAUCAGCUCACAGUAAUGCAUAUUUUUACGGAUUCUUCAAUAGCAAACGAAUCGUGCUUUAUGACACACUUUUGAAAAAUGAUGAAGAACUUUCUGAAAAAAAAGAGGAUAAUGAAAGCAAAACUACACCUACAGAGGAUAGUGAUUCUAAGAAAGACAAAGGAAAGGGAAUGAAUGAUGAAGAAAUCUUGGCUGUUUUAGGUCAUGAACUUGGCCAUUGGAAAUUAAAUCACAUUUUGUGCUAUAUAAUAAUUUCACAGGUGAAUUUAUUUGUCAUGCUUUUUGUUUUUGGGUGGUUGUAUGAUCAUUCUAUGUUGUAUCGAGCAUUUGGGUUUUAUGAAACUACUCAUCCAGUUAUAAUUGGAUUAGCAAUUAUAUUCCAAUAUGUAUUUUCUCCAUACAACACUGUUAUAUCUUUUGCCAUGACUACUUUAAGUAGAAAAUUAGAAUUUCAAGCAGAUGCAUUUGCCAAAAAGCUUGGUAAAGCAAAACCAUUAGAAAGUGGGUUAAUUAGAUUGAAUAAUGAUAAUUUAGGUUUCCCUGUGUAUGAUUCUUUAUAUUCGUCUUGGCAUCAUACUCAUCCUCAGCUUUUAGAACGUUUGGAAGCUAUUUCAAAGACAGACUGAAAUUUUCUUAUUUAAAAAAUGUAAUUUAAUUAAUUAAACUAAUAUGUCAUUUUUCCCUUUUUUUAUUUAAGAGUUUUUACAUUCUUCAUUUAAGUUUUGUGGUAUAAAUUUUUGCGUGAGUGUGCGCCAAUUUUCUAGUCCACAUGGCAAAGGACAACCAGGUAAUUCAAUUAAUUUAAUGUUUGAUUCUUUCCAUUCAUAGUUUUUGUUGUAUAAUAACUAAAAUUUUAAUUAAAUAUGAAUAUUACUACUA